Messenger RNA from Etheostoma spectabile (orangethroat darter), 4081 nucleotides. RefSeq names its product dihydropyrimidinase like 4 (gene dpysl4). The record is from RefSeq and is a predicted model, not a curated record. NCBI's taxonomy places the organism in Eukaryota, Metazoa, Chordata, Actinopteri, Perciformes, Percidae. Gene Ontology annotation, cellular component: cytosol; cytoplasm. Gene Ontology annotation, molecular function: hydrolase activity, acting on carbon-nitrogen (but not peptide) bonds, in cyclic amides.
GAUGUGUGAGCGGAGGAGUUCCCCGGAGGACGACAGCGCGUCCCUGCUGUCCCGGCUGGGCUGUGACUCCCCCCGGCCCCGGGUGAAGGCCGGCGGGAUGUUCUGCAGCGUGGAGGGAGCCUUCGAGAACAAGACGCUGGACUUCCAGAGCUUCAGUCCGCAGACGCAGCGCCGCCGGGCCGACGAGGCCGGGCAGGGGCCCGCGUGUCCCCCCGGACGCGCCCGGGACAUCUACGGCAAGAGACAGUGCUUCACACCACCAGCCUCAGCUACUUGGGCAGCGGCGUGGCGGUGCGUCGGUGGCGGCGCGGCGGUGCGUCGGCGGGGCGGGCGCGGCGGCGGUGUUGUGGCGGUGCGUCGGGCGGCGGCGCGGGCGGUGCGUCGGGCGGCGGCGCGGCGGUGGGUCGGGCGGUGUUGCGGCGGGCGUGUUGCGGCGGUGCGUCGGCUGCGGCGUGGCGGUGGGUCGGGCGGUGUUGCGGCGGUGGCAGCACACUGGCCACUGAUCCUCGUUAUCAGGUGUGUAACGGCACAUGUUCCGGUCUGUGAGAGACGGUUCAGCAGCUGGGACCACGACCGGCUGGGACCAGGACCAGCUGGGACCGGGCAGCGGGUGGCGGUGCGUCGGGUGGGGCGGCGCGGCGGUGCGUCGGGCGGCGGCGCGGCGGGCGGUGUUGUGGCGGUGCGUCGGGCGGCGGCGCGGCGGUGCGUCGGGCGGCGGCGCGGCGGUGGGUCGGGCGGUGUUGCGGCGGGCAGUGUUGCGGCGGUGCGUCGGGCUGCGGCGUGGCGGUGGGUGGGCGGUGUUGCGGCCGGUGGCAGCACACUGGCCACUGAUCUCGUUAUCAGGCAGGUGGGGGAGAACCUGAUGGUGCCGGCCGGUGUGCGGACCCUGGACGCGUACGGUCAGCUGGUGAUUCCUGGGGGGGUCGACGCCAACACCAGCCUGCUGGCCCCUCAGAGAGGCCUGGCCCCCCCCGGGGGGUUCUCCUCGGGCAGCAGGGCGGCCCUGGGGGGGGGCACCACCACCAUCUUGGACCACGUGCUGGUGGAGCCGGGGACUAGCCUCCUGGCGGCGCUGCAGCAGUGGAAGGACACGGCGGAGCACACGGCGUGCUGCGACUUCUCCUUCCACCUGGACAUCACUCGCUGGCACGAAGGCCUCCACGAGGAGCUGGAGACCCUGGUCCGGGACCACGGUGUGAACUCCUUCCUCUUCUUCAUGUCCUACAAAGACAAAUACCAGAGCUCCGACUCACAGCUCUACGAGGCGUUCGGGGUCCUCCGGGAACUCGGAGCGAUCGCUCAGGUGCACGCGGAGAACGGUGACAUCAUCGAUGAGGAACAGAAGAAGCUUCUUUCUCUCGGCAUUACAGGCCCUGAAGGACACGUGUUAUCUCAUCCUGAGGAGGUGGAGACAGAGGCGGUGUAUCGGGCCAUCACCAUCGCCAAACAGGCCAACUGUCCUCUGUACGUUACCAAGGUGAUGAGCAAAUCUGCUGCUGAUGUCAUCGCCAAAGCCAGGAAGAAAGGUAUGGUAGUGUACGGGGAGCCAAUCACUGCAGGCCUGGCCACUGAUGGCUCUCACUACUGGUCCAAAGACUGGGCCACAGCAGCUGCCUUUGUCAUGAGCCCGCCCCUGAACCCGGAUCCUUCAACUCCACAGUACCUGACCUCUCUGUUAGCAUGUGGAGACCUCCAGGUGACGUCCAGCGCUCAGGCGAGCUUCUCCACGGCUCAGAAAGCUGUCGGGAAAGACGACUUCACUCUGAUCCCCGAGGGAAGCAGCGGCAUCGAGGAGAGGAUGUCCGUGGUGUGGGACCGAGCUGUGUGUUCAGGGAAGAUGGACGAGAACCAGUUUGUUGCUGUGACGAGCACCAACGCUGCCAAAGUCUUCAACAUCUACCCACGCAAGGGAAGAAUCGCUGUGGGCUCUGAUGCUGAUAUCGUCAUACUGGAACCGAAUGAGACGCGAAAUGUUGCGCCAAAGACUUCACAAACCUCGGGGGAGGUGAACAUCUGGAAGGGGGUGGAGCUCAGCGGCCGUCCGUCCGUGUGUGGAUCAGAGGAGUCCGGUCGAGCGUUGGAGAAGGAGAGAAAAUCUGUGGACGAAGGUUCAGGACGCUGCAUCCCCCGGAAGGGUUCCCCCGAGGCCGUGUACAGGAGGAUCAGGGCCCGCAGCAAGUACCCCCCAAUCACUCCCCCCCAAAUACAGCCCCAUGAGGCCGUGUCAGGGAGGACAGGGCCCGCACCACGAGGGACGUGUACAGAGGAGAAAGGCCCGCAAGCAAAGGUACCCCCAAAACACCCCCCAACACACCCUCCCCCCCGAGCCCAGUACAGGAGGAUCAGGGCCCGCAGCAAGAUGGCUGAGGCCCGCGGCGUCCCCCGAGGCAGCUACGAUGGUCCAGUCCAUGAUGUCAUCAGUAUGACCAAAACCGUCCCGCCCACUCCGACCACCAGGGGGCCGCCCUGUCCAAAGACCCAGACCAACCUCCGAAACCUCCACCAAUCAGGAUUCACCCUGGCAGGAUCUCAGAUCGACGACCACAUCCCUCGCCGCUCGGCCCAGAGGAUCGUGGCCCCGCCAGGGGGGCGAUCCAACAUCACGUCUUUAUCCUAAAACUACAACUCCCACACUCUGAGUUAGGGCUGGGGGUCGCCGAAUGGUUUCCUUAUUUAAUUACUGUACAUGUGUGAUUGAAUAUUAAUGAGAUUCAUCUCAGAUAUAGAAGAGGUUCUCAGAGAACCCUAACCCUUUAGUACCCUAACCCUUUAGUACCCUUCUAACCCUGUACUACACCUUAUUACAGUAGUACCCUAUCCCUUUAGUACCCUAACUCUAUAUUACCCUAACCCUUUAGUACCCUUCCCGCACAUGCCCAGUGUGAGAGAGGUCAUGUGAUCUGUGAUGUCAGACGUGUUCAUAUGGAAGCUGGAGACAAUAAUGUAGCAGUGUAGCUUAGCUUAGCAUAAAGCCAUCUCAUCACUUCCUGUCCUCUGUGUCUCUGUCCCUUUAAACAAGACGCUAGUGGUAGUAUUAGUAGUAGUGAUCGUAGUAGUUUGACCCAGAAUAUACUUCCUGGUUAGGGCUGGGACGGUUGUCCCCGGGUUGUCCCCAGAUGUCCCCGGGUUGUCCCCAGAUGUCCCCGGGUUGUCCCCAGAUGUCCCCAGAUGUCCCCGGGUUGUCCCCAGAUGUCCCCAGAUGUUGCCAUUGACAGCUGGUCUCUUCCAUGAACCCAUUCUGCUCGUUAGAUAAAUCCACGUCUGUAAUAUUUCAUGUUUCUGUCUAAUUAUCAACAGAUUAUAUCUGUUAGUCUGAACUAGUGUGGGACCAUUUUAAUACUCUGAAUCAGUUUACUUAUUAAUAAAGUUAACUUACUUAUUAAUAAAGUUAACUUACUUAUUAAUAAAGUAACCGAUUUUUCUCUGAAUGCAAACUUCCAGAUUUUUAGACUUGUUGUGAUUGUCAUGUGAUAGAAAUGGUGCUAAUAAACCCUUCACUGCAGUACGGAUGCAGAGUGCCCCGCCCCUUCCGGUUGUGACGUCACAGGUCCCGCCCCUUCCGGCUGUGACGUCACAGACCCCCCCCCUUCCCACUGCCUCUGAAGGGAUUUGUGUCCAUGUUUUUGAUGUAAAGACUUCAUUUGAUACCGUUUCACUUUGUAUUUUUCUAAACUGAUGUUCCUGAACUGUCUCUGUCCUCAGAGGGUCCAACAUGGAGACAGGAAGUCUUCCUGUCUCUGUCCUCAGAGGGUCCAACAUGGAGACAGGAAGUCUCCUUGUCCCUGACCUCAGAGGGUCCAACAUGGGGACAGGAAGUCUUCCUGUCUCUGUCCUCAGAGGGUCCAACAUGGAGACAGGAAGUCUCCUUGUCCCUGACCUCAGAGGGUCCAACAUGGAGACAGGAUGUCUCCCUGUCUCUGUCCUCAGAGGGUCCAACAUGGAGACAGGAAGUCUCCUUGUCCCUGACCUCAGAGGGUCCAACAUGGGGACAGGAAGUCUUCCUGUCUCUGUCCUCCGAGGGUCCAACAUGGAGACAGGAUGUCUCCCUGUCCCUGUCUCAGUGAUCAUGUUGUAUUUGUCC